AUGCUCUCCUCCAACAUCACCGAACCUUUUCCUCAACCCACCCGGCACCGAAAAUCGCGUGCGAUCACUCCUCGAUCGGUUCCUGGAGCGACUCAAUCGCUUUUACAAUUCGAAGCUAGACUCUCCGUUAUCACAUCGGCCAGUGCCGCUAAAGGUCUCAUCAACACGAUGCGCAUCAUCAUGCAACAAGGAAACCGCCGAAGACACUUGGUUGAGCCACGCCGACAAAAGGUCCGGGACUUGAUUACUGGAAUGGAAAAUGUAGAAAUGCAAAAGCUAUAUGAGGAAUUUGCGAGAGUACAUAACGAAAGAGAGAACAGAUCGACAUUCAGGCUGCCGCUCUUGGAUCGUGCCCACGAGGAUAGAGACGAUGCGCUGAAGCAAGACACUACUGAUACGAGAGAAAGGCUUGAUUUAGAAGCAGCUCACAGCCUAACCGAAGAGAUGAGCAACGACGGUUUGGAAGAUGGCGAGAUGGCGGAAGUAGCGGAGGAUACUUGGAACACCAUUGCACAAGCGUCGAGUUCUCCUGACACCAUUACAUCUCGCGUUGCCACAAAAGGAACUUCGCCGCUCCCAGCGCCUUCGUCACCAUUGGAUUCAUCGUCCACCCCGGAGCCAAUCUAUACGAUGUACGACAAGGAAGACUAUGAUGCUUGCACAGUAGUCCCAAUUCAGAACCCCAAAGACUUCCCCUUGAGACGUAUACAAAAGGUCCAAGCCGACUACUACCCCUCAACACUCAUGACUGCCAUGUGGGUACACCGCAACCAGUCCAAUGAAAUCACCCAGGUAACUGGCGAUCUCGACAAGGGGCCAGUCAACCAUAUCAUCAUUCACGAUCUGCGUAUCAUCAACUCUCUCGGUCUUAAUGAGCCACCGUUUGAUACCAUAACCCUACAAUCCCCAAGCCGUGUAGACGAGACAUACGACAUACGUAUCCUUCCAGGCCAAAAACCCGAAGACCUUGAUUCCUGGGUUGUUGGUGAGCUCGUAUCCGCUCGACACGCGUACUUGUAUUGGCUUGAUGGCAGACAGUGCUCGGAUCCAAAGGGACUGCCUACUGCUGCUGAAGCGAGGGCCAUAGCUAAAAAGACGGGCAGAAGGGCAUUGGACGUCAAGAUGGAGAUUGAUGCGUAUUGGAAAAUGGAGUGUGGAACUGGGGGGAGGAAGGUUAGAGAGAAGCGAGUAGUGCAUCUGAGCGAGGAUCCGGAAUAUCCUGAGGGUGCCGAGGUGAGACACUUCGGAAGUCAGUGGAUGUAG
Molecule: messenger RNA, 1263 nt
Organism: Bipolaris sorokiniana ND90Pr
Lineage: Eukaryota; Fungi; Ascomycota; Dothideomycetes; Pleosporales; Pleosporaceae
Exons: 1
Coding region: 1-1263 (420 amino acids)
Source: RefSeq, a predicted model, not a curated record